This is a messenger RNA of Lontra canadensis (Northern American river otter), 2026 nucleotides long. Its product is annotated as SPARC-related modular calcium-binding protein 1. The record is from RefSeq and is a predicted model, not a curated record. Gene Ontology annotation, molecular function: extracellular matrix binding; calcium ion binding; heparin binding. Gene Ontology annotation, cellular component: basement membrane. Gene Ontology annotation, biological process: extracellular matrix organization. Lineage: Eukaryota; Metazoa; Chordata; Mammalia; Carnivora; Mustelidae. The coding region runs from base 87 to 926 and encodes 279 amino acids. The transcript is spliced from 8 exons.
UGGUCUCUUCACUGGGACUUGGCCGGGCCAUGUGCAAACCCCAACCAUUCAACAGUGCUGGAGAGUAGAUAGUAUUUACCUCAAUAAUGGUAGUCUCUUUUCGAUUCUUUUUAACCCUCAAUUCAGAUGACGGGUCGAAGCCGACACCCACGGUGGAGACUCAGCCCGUGUUCGACGGAGAUGAAAUUACAGCUCCUACUCUGUGGAUUAAGCACCUGGUAAUCAAGGACUCCAAACUGAACAACACCAAUGUGAGGAAUUCAGAGAGAGUCCAUUCAUGUGACCAGGAGAGGCAGAGCGCCCUGGAAGAGGCCAGGCAGAAUCCCCGGGAGGGCAUUGUCAUCCCCGAGUGCGCCCCCGGGGGGCUCUACAAGCCUGUGCAAUGCCACCAGUCCACUGGCUACUGCUGGUGUGUGUUGGUGGACACGGGGCGCCCGCUGCCCGGGACCUCCACGCGCUACGUGAUGCCCAGUUGUGAGAGCGAUGCCAGGGCCAAGAGUGCGGAGGUGGACGAUCCCUUCAAGGACAGGGAGCUGCCAGGCUGUCCAGAAGGGAAGAAGAUGGAAUUUAUCACCAGCCUCCUGGAUGCUCUCACCACUGACAUGGUGCAGGCCAUUAACUCAGCAGCGCCUACUGGAGGUGGGAGGUUUGCAGAACCGGACCCCAGCCACACCCUGGAGGAGCGAGUGGUGCACUGGUACUUCAGCCGACUGGACAGCAACAGCAGCAACGACAUCAACAAGCGCGAGAUGAAGCCCUUCAAGCGCUACGUGAAGAAGAAAGCCAAGCCCAAGAAGUGCGCCCGGCGCUUCACUGACUACUGCGACCUGAACAAGGACAAGGUCAUCUCGCUGCCCGAGCUGAAGGGCUGCCUGGGUGUUAGCAAAGAAGGUGGUAAUCUCAGCAGCGUCCCCCAGGGAAAAUGAGCCGGUCCAAACCCAUUCAUAGGACGCCUCAUCUAAGGAGCAGAAAACCAAAGGGCAGGUGGAGAGACCAGGGAGGCAGGACGGACCACCCUACACCAAAACUUCCCCAGCUCCCCUGGCCCGCCGCAUCCCGUGUGACAUAAGUGGUGCCCACCGUGUUUGCACUUUCAAUAACUCUGAUUUGCGUGUUUUCUUUUGGGUUUCAUUUUUAAACACCAGUAUCUAAUACCAGUGGGAAAAGGAAAGGGAAAAAGACUGUUUAUUCUCUCUCUUAUUGUAAGUUUUUGGAUUUGCUACUGACAACUUUGAGGGGUUUUGUUGUGGGGAGGGUGGGCGGGUGGGUGUUUGUUGUUGGGACUGAGAAGAAAGAGAUUUAUAUACUGUACAUAAAUAUAUAUGUAAAUUGUAUAGUUCUUUUGUACAGGCGUUGGCAUUGCUGUUUGUUCAUUCCCCUCCCUCUUCCUGCCCUCCUUGUGCGGGCUGUGGACACAUGGCCCCGAUUUCUAGACCCCAGGACUAUAUCCCCAGCCCACCUGGAUUCCAUUUGGAGGCCAACCCCUGUGUGCAUAAAGACGGGAGCCCUACGAUGAUAUUGUAGACUCUGUUGGUUCUUUUCUCGGGGGAGGAGGGUCCUGCCCUUGCUUUAGCUGUCAGAUCUGGCAGGUCACUGGGCACUUGGCCUUCUUAAGGGAGGUUGGGUUGGGGGACAGAUGGAGAUGCCCCCUGGAGGGAGGGCAUUAGCCAGCCCAGGCACCCGUUCUCACAUCCCCACAUGGUCCUGCUCUCCAGACCCUCAGGAGGCCCAGAACAGAAUCCAUCCGUGGGUAUGCCAGGAUCCUCGUGACCCACUGAGCAAAUGAUCCCCAGAUGAUUUGCAUUAGGUCCUUUGAAACAUUUUUGCCCGUGUUAAUGUCUACUCUGUAAAGCACGAGAAGGGAGGCAAAGAAGAAAAAGAGACAGUGGGGCCUUCUAUUUGGUAGAUGUUUGAUGUUUAAGCCAUGGAGGAAAGAGGACAGAGGUCAUCACUGAUGAGUGCGCUGCCAGCCCCCUGCAAAUGCACAAGCAAGGUUUCCCAAGACUGGCCCUCUCAGCAGUGGGGU